Molecule: messenger RNA, 1938 nt
Organism: Uncinocarpus reesii 1704
Lineage: Eukaryota; Fungi; Ascomycota; Eurotiomycetes; Onygenales; Onygenaceae
Exons: 4
Coding region: 1-1938 (645 amino acids)
Biological process (GO): meiotic chromosome segregation
Cellular component (GO): nucleus; chromosome, centromeric region
Source: RefSeq, a predicted model, not a curated record
AUGGCUCGCCUAAACGACCUUCCCCCCGCUACGGAGUCCCUUGAGUCGUUGAAGCGGCGAUUUGUUCGACAGAACCGGGAAAUCGCCCGUGCAAAUUCCAUUCAAUCAGCCCGGAUAAGAACACUCGAAUCGGAAGUAUCUCGCCUUCUUACCCAGAACGUUGCCCUCCGCGAAGAGAUUAGCUGGCUGAAUAGGGAGCUGGAGAAACGUCAGGGUAGUGACCGACUUGACACCCAGUUGUGCUCCGUUAAAGAGAAACUUGAAACGAAAUUGGCAGAACUAUCAGCUUUGGUGACAGACCUUGGCUCACUUCCCCAAAAGGGAGGACACAGUGCUGCGUUGAAGCGAACAUCGGAUUCUUCUAAUCCUCUGCAAUCUCCCACCGUCCCACGUCGACCUGCAGUCAAACCUGAACUGGAUUCUUCGAUUUCAGAUCCCGACAGAUUGCCCGUGAUCUUGGAGGAUAAAUAUUAUCCAAGAUUUACCCCAGAGGUGGAAGUUCCGGAGUCGCCAAUAUACGAUAAAUCUGAUGGGGAUAUAUCCGCCGGCAUAGGGCCACCACCAAUCCUUUCCUUCGCUGCUGAUUCCAUCAACCCCUUUGCAACAGAAGAAUCUCCUAGGAAUGCCCAAAGCUACGGUAGCAGCCCACUGUCCCAAAAUAAAUCGCCCACCUUUGAACCAAGGAGGAGACGGCGGGACAGUUCGUUCUUACAGGAUAUAAUUCCUGAUGCGGAACCCUUUACAGAGUCGGAUAACCGUGGCUGCCAUCCUCAGCGAGCUGGAUCAAAACGCAAGUUUGCCGUACGAGAAGAAGAAGAUUUCAACCCCGCCUACUCAAGUGACCUAGACGGGUUCCAAUUCACCCGAUUAAACAUAUUACCUGAGGGCCUGUCCCAAGAGACAGCUACAGGCAUUGAAAACCAACCGAUGCAAUCGGCCGGAAAGCAGGAACCGCAACUCACGACAGGCAAGAAACCUGGGCGUCGUGCCUUGGGUCCGAAAAACACAAAUACGAACCUCAGAUCACCAGCUAAAAAGGCAUCCGAAAUGGCCAAGUCAACUACUGAAGAGAGGCGCUCUCUUGCACGAACCAAAGUUAAGCCGCGAAACAGAUCCGCAUCAGAAGAACGCAGUGGUUACAACAAUGAGGGGGGCAUCAUCAAGUCCGAUUUGAGUCAAGUAGCAUCCGACUCUGGUUCAGCACAUAUUACUCUCGAAGCCAAGGAGAUAAGCACAAACCCAGACUCUAUUAUAGAUCGUGCCUCAAAUUCGGAAGAUAUAGUUCUCCCAGAUCCAGACCCUUCAGACCAUAACGCGUCAACAACUACAAGAACCCGCCAAUCUAGACGUUCAAGAGGCCCGGUCAGCUAUGCAGAGCCGAAUCUACGAGACAAAAUGCGUCGGCCCACAGAGGUAUUCGUUGACGCUGUGGGGGAAGAUAGGUUUCGGCGCAUGUCUAAAUCACAACCAGAACAAUUCGAAAAAGAGCACACAGUCUAUGAUCAAUCUGAUCAUUGUGAAUCGAUAGGUUCAUCACAUGAAAUAAACGAACAGAGAACAAAAGUGCUUUCUGCCUCCACACCCGGCACGACUGGCCACAAUUUGGGGCAAUCAACGUCCAGUAUCGCUAUUUCGGCCCUUGUUGCGGGAGGCAAAAAACGUUGCCAGAGCAGGAGACAAAGUGAAUCUCGGAGAUAUUCUUCGAAUCCGUUACUUAGUGCCAACCGUUUCGCCGGGGAAGGGUUGGAUGGGUCAACGUUAAUAUCGAAUGCGAGUGGUACAGCGUCUCCCGUGGAUAUUUCAUUUGAUGGGAGCACAGAGGACAUUGCGCAUAGCCAAAAUACGUCUUUUCACACUGAAAUUACCGAGUCAGCCAAUAUGCACGGAGCCCCAGCGCAGCGUGGCCCUGCCACAAGAAGGCGAAGCAUGAUGGUCUAA